Messenger RNA from Anopheles marshallii, 1053 nucleotides. RefSeq names its product probable cytosolic iron-sulfur protein assembly protein Ciao1 (gene Ciao1). Gene Ontology annotation, molecular function: protein binding. Lineage: Eukaryota; Metazoa; Arthropoda; Insecta; Diptera; Culicidae. The coding region runs from base 1 to 1053 and encodes 350 amino acids. The transcript is spliced from 2 exons. Gene Ontology annotation, cellular component: cytosolic [4Fe-4S] assembly targeting complex. The record is from RefSeq and is a predicted model, not a curated record. Gene Ontology annotation, biological process: iron-sulfur cluster assembly.
AUGGAUAAGGUAUACCUGCUGCAAACGCUAACCGGACAUGUUGGCCGUGUCUGGAGUGCAUCUUGGCAUCCUAGCGGUGACACAUUCGCCUCCUGCGGCGAGGAUAAAACAAUUCGUGUAUGGACGAAGACAGACAACAACCGAUGGAUUGCCCAGACAGUGCUCACGGAUGGGCAUUCACGUACCAUACGCGACGUUGCAUGGUCGUACUGUGGUCACUAUCUUGCGUCGGCCAGUUUCGACACGACGGUGGCAGUUUGGGACAAAAAGUCAGGUGAAUUUGAAUGCAAUGCCACACUGGAAGGGCACGAUAAUGAGGUGAAGAGUGUGACCUGGUCUAGGUCGGGCAGCUUGCUAGCAACGUGCAGCCGGGACAAGUCGGUCUGGAUCUGGGAGAUACACAAUGCGGCGGGCCAGGAGGAUGAGUACGAAUGUGUUGCAGUGCUGAACGGCCAUACGCAGGAUGUGAAAAAGGUAUGUUGGCAUCCGCAUGAAGACUUGCUGGCAUCCGCCAGCUACGACAACACGAUACGCCUGUACCGUCAGGACACGGUGGACAACGAGUGGGAAAUGCUCGAACCAAUGGAAUCGCACACCUCAACCGUGUGGAGCAUAUCGUUCGAUGCGACCGGGAAGCGUUUGGCAUCCUGCAGCGAGGACACGACGGUGAAAAUCUGGCAGCAGUACGGGCCGGACAACACGCUCGGCAUACCCUGCCCGGACAAGGGUUCGGUGUGGAAGUGUGUCUGCACCCUGUCUGGGUUCCAUACGCGUAGCGUGUACGAUAUUGACUGGUGCAAGCAAACCGGUCUGCUGGCGACCGCUUGCGGUGAUGAUUUGAUACGGAUAUUUAAGGAAUCGACCGAUUCCGACCCGAACCAACCAACGUUUGAGCUGGUGGUAACGAUCGCAGCACACAGUCAAGAUGCGAACAAGGUAGCCUGGCAUCCGGUCAAACCCGGUAUCCUGUUGACGGCGAGUGACGAUGGCGAAAUCAAGAUAUGGCAUUAUCAGGAGGAGGACGGACCAGUUGGAGAACGAUGCCAGGAUUAG